CAGAGAGAGAGAGAGAGAGAAGAAGACGGGUCCUCUGUCUCUCUCUGUUUUUCUCUGCGUGGGGGACGCUUGGAGCUGGGGAGAGGGAUGGAGGUGCAGAGGUUCGCGGUGCUGCUGUGUGCGGAGGACUCGGAGUACAUGAAGAGGCAGUACGGGGGAUAUUUCGGGCUUUUCAAGGGAAUGCUGGCCGAGGAGGGGGAGGCCUGGGACGUGUACCGCGUGGCCGCCGGGGAGCUCCCUGGAGAAGCCGACAUCGGGCUCUACGACGGCUUCGUCAUCACCGGCAGCUGCAGUAACGCCCACGGCGAUGACGCCUGGAUCUGGCAGCUGAUCAACCUGCUGAAGAAGCUCGACUCCAUGAAGAAGAAGAUCCUCGGCAUCUGCUUCGGACACCAGGUAUUGGGGCGUGCCUUGGGAGGCAAAGUAGGACGUGCCAAAUCAUGGGACAUAGGACUGACAAAUAUACAACUGUCUCCAUCCUCCAAGCACUUCUCAUCACUUGAACUUCCUGCACAACUCUCUGUGAUCGAAUGCCACCAGGACGAGCUGAUGGAACUGCCGGCAAAAGCGGAGGUGAUAGCAAGGUCGGACAAAACAGACAUUGAGAUGUUUAGGUAUGGGGAUCAUAUCAUGGGCAUUCAGGGCCACCCUGAGUACAACCGCGACAUUCUUCUCCACCUCAUUGACCGUCUCCUCCUUCGUGGCCUCAUCACCGAGUCGUAUGCUGAUGAACUGAAGGUCAACAUGGGGGCAUGUGAACCGGACAGGGAGGCAUGGAAGAGGCUCUGCAUCAGCUUUCUCAAGGGUGGUUUCUUGUGAUGAUUUCUUUGAUUGGCAAAAAUAAAGCGCAAAAAUAAAUAAAUAAAAAAUAUUGAAGGAAAGAGAAGAAGGGUGUUCUACGUUGCUUUCCGUAGCGGCAAAUGAAAGGCGGACAGAAGUUCCAUCUGAAAGUCAAUGAAAGGAGAGAUGAACCAAAAGGGGGCAAUGUUAACGAUGGGGAAUUACAUGCAUGGAGAGGAGGCCUAGAAAUGGUUCGUGUUCGGCAAGCAUGCGUGCGUUUCUAAGUAGUUGACUAAGACCACCAAUGUCGAUUUGAUGAGAGAGCAAUCUCGGUUGCACAAUUCUAGUCUGGCAUCUUGAAUUUGACCUUUAUCUUCCUUUGACAUUCCAACGUUUACCAAUUCAAGACCCUUCGUUUUGCUUCCGGAACGACUUUCCUUAGGUUGGAAGAUUCCUUGCCAUUUGGCAGGUUAAAUUCGAUCGACUAUGUAAAAUGCUGGUUUUUGUCAACAAGUGCGAUAAACAUA
This is a messenger RNA of Eucalyptus grandis, 1307 nucleotides long. Its product is annotated as gamma-glutamyl peptidase 5. Gene Ontology annotation, cellular component: cytosol. The record is from RefSeq and is a predicted model, not a curated record. The transcript has 4 exons. The coding region runs from base 88 to 819 and encodes 243 amino acids. Lineage: Eukaryota; Viridiplantae; Streptophyta; Magnoliopsida; Myrtales; Myrtaceae.